AUGCAAUUUUGGCCCUUACUUUACUCCUUCUCCACCACCCUGAGCAGUCAGUGCUACUGGCAGGCCAGUGCCUCUACCAAAGCAGAUCGAGCGAUCUACGGCUUCCAGCUCGGCGCGAUGAUCUGGUUCGGUGUCCCCUUCUGCUUUGGUACCGCUUGUGGGUUGGCCUAUUUGGCCUUAGGUCUGGCGAAUGGAGGGGACCUUCUCAGCCAGGCAGAUGUAAGCGCAGGCUUGGUGCCAGUCGUGGUGGCCUGGAACCUGUUUGGUCGUAUCGGUGUGAUAUUGUUGGUGCUCCUAUGCCUGAUGGCGAUCACAAUCACUGGGUCGUCCCAGAUCAUGGCCAUGACCUCGAUCAUAAUACUCGACAUUUAUGCCAUCUACGUAAAGGUGAGAAGGCACGCGAUAAUAAGGUAUAUUGAGUAUAUGCUUAUGUUUGUGCAUAUAUAUAUAUAUAUAUGUGUGUGUGUGGAUGAGUGGGUGGGUGGUUUGGGUAUUGCUGAAUUUAUAUGA
Messenger RNA from Protopolystoma xenopodis, 510 nucleotides. The record is from the annotation of a GenBank genome assembly. NCBI's taxonomy places the organism in Eukaryota, Metazoa, Platyhelminthes, Monogenea, Polystomatidea, Polystomatidae.